AUGACUGAAAAAUACAAACAGGUCGUGAAUCGAAUCCCCAAGGAAAUUUGGUGGAUGAUUCUGGACGAAGCCGUCGACCAGCACAACCCGCUAUUCUUCUCGACUACUUUUGAAGGGAGCAACUGGUCUACAUACUCGACCAGAACAUCCAUCAGGCAAGAAGCUGAACAACAAAAUCGUGCCGAGACGCAGAGGAAGAUCAUCGGGUCUGUAUGCCGCUCGUGGCAAGUCUUUGCCCGGUUAAGACGCGAUCGUCGUAUCACUAUAACGUGGGGAGAAAUGGACAAUAUGUAUCAAUUGCUCGAGAGAGCGUCGAGCGCAUGUCGUGGCGAGCUUUACAAUGGUGUCUGUCAGUGGAUCAUCUUCACCUCACAUUGUGUGAAAGGCUUCAAUUGGGAGAUCGUGGAGAUGAAUAUGGAAAAUAUAGAAAUUUUUCUCCUUAUCCCAUUUCCACGCUUGCGACGCCUGCGGAUGCGCCCAACGGAAGGUUUUGAUCACACCCGGUUUCUCGAUGCAUUGGUCAAAUUUAACAACAUCACUUGGCUCGACUAUCAAGGUCGCUGUGAUUCUUCGGAUCGGUCUCCUGCGGUGGACGAGAAGAGACCUCCGGUUGUCGUCUCCAACCUUCAAGUUCUCUCGUACGGAUUCCAAGGUCCUCUUGAGUAUCCUUUUCAACAUCUUUCAUUUCCAUCUCUUCGAUACCUAUCCUUUCAUAUUGAUGCUUGGCCCAGUUAUAUGUCUCUAACCGAGGUCCUCUCACACUAUCGUCGAACGCUCCAGUCAUGCGUCAUCAAAGUGCAGAGAGUGACAACACUAUUCGAAUGGAAUGAUCAAUUUCCACCAUGGGAUGAAUUCCCCAAGCUGGAAGAGUUGGUCAUCGACAGACCAUGGGUUACAAAUUUUCAUCCACUCCCUUCAAAUCAUCCAUUACAGAGACUAGAAGCACAAUACAAAGUGAUAGAUGGGAUGAAAUCGCUGUUGGAAGGUGCACAUAUGAAGGAGAUUAUCUUGCAGAGGGUCUCCUGGGCGAGUGACGGCGGAUUGAAAGGCAAAGGUCAAGGGCUAAUCAUGGAUAAGGUCGAAGUAGAUUGUUUUAUAGAACAAGCUCGGUGUCGAGGGAUUGUGUUUAAAGUAUCUUGGAACCCCGGCAGAUAUCUACCUAGACCCAAAUUUUUGUAG
Acaulospora colombiana is the source of this 1179-nucleotide messenger RNA. The record is from the annotation of a GenBank genome assembly. Lineage: Eukaryota; Fungi; Glomeromycota; Glomeromycetes; Diversisporales; Acaulosporaceae.